Molecule: messenger RNA, 657 nt
Organism: Procambarus clarkii (red swamp crayfish)
Lineage: Eukaryota; Metazoa; Arthropoda; Malacostraca; Decapoda; Cambaridae
Source: RefSeq, a predicted model, not a curated record
AUGGAUGGCGACCAUCCACCCCACGUCAUCAACCAUGGGUGGCGACCAUCCACCCCACGUCAUCAACCAUGGGUGGCGACCAUCCACCCCACGUCAUCAACCAUGGGUGGCGACCAUCCACCCCACGUCAUCAACCAUGGGUGGCGACCAUCCACCCCACGUCAUCAACCAUGGGUGGCGACCAUCCACCCCACGUCAUCAACCAUGGGUGGCGACCAUCCACCCCACGUCAUCAACCAUGGAUGGCGACCAUCCACCCCACGUCAUCAACCAUGGGUGGCGACCAUCCACCCCACGUCAUCAACCAUGGGUGGCGACCAUCCACCCCACGUCAUCAACCAUGGAUGGCGACCAUCCACCCCACGUCAUCAACUAUGGGUGGCGACCAUCUACCCCACGUCAUCAACCAUGGAUGGCGACCAACCACCCCACGUCAUCAACCAUGGGUGGCGACCAUCCACCCCACGUCAUCAACCAUGGGUGGCGACCAUCCACCCCACGUCAUCAACCAUGGAUGGCGACCAACCACCCCACGUCAUCAACCAUGGGUGGCGACCAUCCACCCCACGUCAUCAACCAUGGAUGGUGACCAACCACCCCACGUCAUCAACCAUGGAUGGCGACCAUCCACCCCACGGCAUCAACCAUGGAUGGUGA